This is a messenger RNA of Papilio xuthus (Asian swallowtail), 1944 nucleotides long. RefSeq names its product Ran GTPase activating protein. Gene Ontology annotation, molecular function: small GTPase binding; GTPase activator activity. Gene Ontology annotation, biological process: nucleocytoplasmic transport; signal transduction; activation of GTPase activity. The record is from RefSeq and is a predicted model, not a curated record. Gene Ontology annotation, cellular component: perinuclear region of cytoplasm; cytosol; nucleus. The transcript is spliced from 12 exons. Lineage: Eukaryota; Metazoa; Arthropoda; Insecta; Lepidoptera; Papilionidae. Bases 83 to 1789 code for a protein of 568 amino acids.
AGCAUUUUAUGUUUUCUAUUAUUAUAAACUUUGCAGUGGUUUACAAUAUUAAUCGAAUAUAAUUUAUUAUUGUGCGUAAAAAAUGGCUACGUUCGAUUUUAAUUCUAUAAAUUCAGCGCUCACAGAUACCAGUAAGCUGGAAACUGGUGUGGAUUUUUCCGGAAAAUCAUUGAAAUUGGACACAGAAAAAGAUGCACAACCAAUUAUCGAUGCAAUCAAUGCAUGCCCUAAUUUACAAUAUCUAACAUUAACCGGUAACACUCUUGGUGUUGCCGCUGCGCAGGCCAUCGCUAAAGCAUUAGAGCAUCAUCCGGAGUUGAAGAUAGCCAGGUUCUCUGAUAUGUUUACUGGUAGGAUGAAAACUGAAAUUCCUCCUGCUUUGAGUGCUCUCGGAGAAGGUAUGAUAACAGCAGGUGCCCGUCUCUCCGUGUUGGAGCUAAGUGACAAUGCAUUUGGACCUAUUGGAGUACAAGGACUAGCUAAGUUACUACAAAGUGAUGUUUGCUCUCAGUUGCAGGAACUCCGUUUAAACAACAAUGGUCUAGGAAUAAAAGGAGGUAGAAUUCUGGCAGAAGCUCUCUCAGCUAGUCCUCGCAAACUGAAAGUGUUUAUAGCUGGCAGGAAUAGACUGGAAAAUGAUGGUGCUACUGCCCUGGCUAGAGUUUUUCAAGAUAUGGGUACAUUAGAAGAGAUAGCGAUGCCACAAAAUGGUAUAUACCAUAAAGGUGUGUCAGCACUCUCCGAAGCGUUCAAACAUAAUCCUAAUUUAAGCUGUUUGAAUUUGAACGAUAAUACAAUCAGCUCUAAAGGUGCUAAGGCGAUCGCGAAUGUUUUACCCGGUUUAAAAAAGUUGAAAUCAAUAAACUUUGGUGAUUGUUUGCUGAAGAGUAAAGGUGCUAAAGCACUCGCUAAGGCUUUCAAAGACAAUUCAAUGUUAUUGGAGUCUGUAGACCUAAGUUUCAAUGAAAUAGGUCGUGAAGCUUGUAUGGAGGUGGUGGAGGCGGUUACAGCGUUACCUGAUGCUACAGACAGACUGUCCAGAGUUGUACUGGCGGGUAACAGUCUCGGUGAUUCAACAAAUAAGAAGACAAUGAAAGACAAAUUGGGUCCCUCCGCUGAACUCAGUGAUGGGGACUGCAGCGAUCAUGAAUUUGUGUCAGGUUCAGAAUCAGGAAGUCAAUCAUCUGAAGGUUCAGAUGAUGAAGAGGAAUCGGAAGACAGCGCACCUGAAGAUGCACAGCAUAUAAAUACUAUUGUGGAAUUAAGUAGAGAAAUUAAUUUGGAUAGCUCUGGUAUAGAAGAAGUAAAAACCGAUGUGGAUAUAUUUUUGAAAUCGCCUACAAUUGAAAAUUUGACUCGUCUAGGAACAAAUGCUGCUGAUGUUAUAGACACACAUUUACAGGUGAUCAAAGAUCCAUCAGAUCUGAUAACCGCGUACGUGGAAGCCACCUUCUCCGUGUCAGGUUUGUCAGAGGAGAGUCAGCUCGCUCACCAAGUGGCGCUGGACCUGUACCCCAUUAUGUUGAAGCGAGCUGGACAGCAGCACGCAUCAGCAUGGCUGCUAGCUAAUACUAUGCUUAGGGGACUGGGGUUGAUUAAGUCAGAAAACAAACAGUACAGAAUACGGUGGAAGACGUCAGGUUGUUAUCGUAUGCUUGCAAUUGCAGUCACUUCCCCCACAUUCCCUGUACCACUCAGAGACACUCUGAGGUUCUUUAUCGCGAGUCGUCUGACCAGUCUCGCUGACAGGACUAUAGUGGAACAACAUCCGCAGUUGUAUACAUCGUAAUCCACAUAAAAACACAUUUGAUUGUAGUCCGACAAAGUUAUUUGGGUCAUUGAGACGUUUUUGUCCGGUUAGUUAUGUCAAAAAAUGUAUAAAACUCGUUAUGCGACAGUUAUGGGCCUGGUUAUGGGACCGGGAUUUCACAGUUAGCUUAGACA